Messenger RNA from Monopterus albus (swamp eel), 1862 nucleotides. It is a transcript of the gene tspan18b, whose product is annotated as tetraspanin 18b. Bases 469 to 1245 code for a protein of 258 amino acids. NCBI's taxonomy places the organism in Eukaryota, Metazoa, Chordata, Actinopteri, Synbranchiformes, Synbranchidae. The record is from RefSeq and is a predicted model, not a curated record. Gene Ontology annotation, cellular component: plasma membrane. The transcript is spliced from 9 exons.
CUCCCACCAACACAGGGGUGACAGUGGAGAAGGUAAACCGGGGGCGUGCGUGUCGGCGGACAGUCUCCGCCCCCCGGAGAGCAGGCUGCUGGAGGAGCCGCUCAGCUCUCACUGAGUUCAGAAACUGUUUGCACACCAAUCCAACACUGCAUGCUUGUACAAAUUGGGAUCACACAUCUCGGGGCGGUGGAUUUUAUUAGCUGGACGUUGCCGGGCACAAUUCACCUCAGUGGACAUCCCAGCUGGUCAGCAGUUUUUUUUUUUAUUACUCUUAACACUAGUUACAUCCAACAGUCCUAGGUUUCUCAACUAGGGUGUUCAGUGACAUUUUCGCAGGGAAACAGCCGGUGACAGUCAGGUUUGUGCACCGAGCGGCGUUUGGAGCAGCCCAUGAAAACAGGAGAAGAGAGAAAACCAAGAGAAGUCAUCAGCUUCAUCUGAACAAAGACGACGGACAAGCAGAUACACAUGGGGCAGGGAGAGGCUUCAGCACAAGGGACAACCAUGGAGGGGGAUUGUCUCAGCUGCAUCAAGUACCUCAUGUUUGUCUUCAAUUUCUUCAUCUUUUUAGGAGGCUCUUUUCUCCUGGGAGUGGGAGUGUGGGUGCUAGUGGACCCCACAGGGUUCAGGGAAAUUGUAGCAGCCAACCCCCUGCUUUUCACUGGGGUCUACAUCAUCCUCGGCAUGGGAGCCAUGCUGUUCCUUCUGGGCUUCCUCGGCUGCUGUGGGGCUAUCCGUGAAAACAAGUGUCUGCUCCUCUUUUUCUUCAUGUUCAUUCUCCUCAUCUUCCUAGCCGAGCUGGCUGCUGCCAUCCUGGCCUUCAUAUUCCGGGAGCAUCUGACCAGAGAGUACUUCACCAAGGAGCUGAAGAGACAUUAUCAGGGCUACAACAACACUGAUGUCUUCACCUCCACAUGGAAUGCCAUCAUGACUACAUUUGACUGCUGUGGGGUGAACAGCCCAGAGGAUUUUAAGGACAGCCUGUUCAGGCUGAUCAACCAAAAUCAUGUGGUGCCAGAAGCCUGCUGCCAGCGUGCCAGUCAGACCGGGGAGCUGGUCUAUAUCAGCCAGGAGCAGUGCUUAUUGGGCAAUAUGAUGUUCCGCAAUAACAAGGGCUGUUACUCGGCAGUAGUCGACUCCUUUGAACUGUACAUCUAUGUGGCUGGAGCGCUGGCCAUUGUGGUGUUGACCAUUGAGCUCUUUGCCAUGGUCUUUGCAAUGUGUCUCUUCAGGGGAAUCCAGUAGAGCUGCUCCAUCUUUGAACUUCUUUUUUAACAGAAGGGAAUUCAGGAGAUAAGAACAAAAUGGACAAUUGUAAAUGUGUUGAUCUCUUUUUCUAAUGACCAAUUGGUAGAAUAACAAACUUUCAUACUCUUGUACUUCACAGCUGGACUUUUGAGGUACUGGGUGGCAAAAAAAUACAUACACACAUAAACCUUAGAGAAAGUGGAAGAUCAGUGACAAAACUGUAAAAAAAAAAAAAAAAAAAAUUAAAAAACUGUUUAAAAUGGAAACUAUUUUGUGGACCAGGUCUAGAACAGACUGGGCGUAAAGUGGACCGGGCAUGAGGACCAGAUGAAGCCUGAGCAGAAGGCACUGCACUGACUUUUUGAUGAAGAAUAUUUAUAUUAAGUAAAGUUGGCUUAACUGUUAAAAAAGUGUUUUAUGUACAUAUUGACUGUUAACCUUUUCCCUUUCAUGGUGUAUACUGUAACACACUCCCUCCACAUGCCUUUUACAGCCACUCCUCUUUAAUGCUGUAUUAUAUAAGCGCUCUCUGUGUGUGUGUGAGUGUGUGUUCAUACUGGAUGCUCUUUUUAAAUGCAUAUGAACUAACUUGUGAGCAGUGGGCUUAUGGCUUU